Pseudogymnoascus destructans is the source of this 711-nucleotide messenger RNA. RefSeq lists its product as uncharacterized. The transcript has 3 exons. NCBI's taxonomy places the organism in Eukaryota, Fungi, Ascomycota, Leotiomycetes, Thelebolales, Thelebolaceae. The record is from RefSeq and is a predicted model, not a curated record. Bases 1 to 711 code for a protein of 236 amino acids.
AUGGCAGACAAGCAAAGCCGCAAGAUUGCUAUCGUCGGAGGCAGUGGUAGUGUUGGCUCUCCAACAGUUGAAGCCCUCCUUUCCCAUGGCAUCCACACCGUUACAGCAAUUUCGCGGAGUGAAUCAACAGCAACAUUCCCUUCCGGCGUCACUGUUAAGAUAGGAUCUUACAACGAUGAAGAAUUCCUUGUCGUAGCUCUCAGAGGGCAAGAUGUGCUGAUCCUCCAACUUGAGUUCAUGGCACUCGACUCCCAAAUCCGCUGCGAAAGCUGGUGUACCAUUGGGUUAAUGGCCAUGAAAAACAAGUAUAGAGACCAGAUUGAUAGUUUAGGCGUCAGCAGCUGGAUCGGCAUUGUUAACGGUCCAUGCUUGCCAGACUCCAAACUCUCCGCUUUCAAGAACGACUUUGUGUAUUUCAGCUCUUUCCUCGUGAGCCAGCGUGAUGUCUUUGAUAGCGUCCUCAGUGGGACCGGCACUAAAGAGUCCGACUGGGCCAUUGAGAGCGAUUCCCCCGACAAAGCCGCCGAUGCAGCGAAAGAAGCGAUUCGGCAAGGAAAUGAGAUGGGGAACGUUAAUUCGCUGUUUGCAACACUGUCCAUGGUGGGAGACGGAGGAGACUACGAAGCAAAGGUGAUGGGAAAUGAUUUCCUAGGGCUGGAGCAGGAAGAUUUUGACAAGGUUGUGAAAGAUCUUGUGGAGAAGAUGGAAUAA